Messenger RNA from Trachymyrmex cornetzi, 702 nucleotides. RefSeq lists its product as uncharacterized. The transcript has a single exon. The record is from RefSeq and is a predicted model, not a curated record. Lineage: Eukaryota; Metazoa; Arthropoda; Insecta; Hymenoptera; Formicidae. The coding region runs from base 1 to 702 and encodes 233 amino acids.
AUGCAAAAGCGGCUGGUCCUAAGAAUAGCUAGGGCCUACAGGACCGUGGCGCGCGACGCCUUGGCGGUCCUCGAGGGGAUCCCCCCGCUGGAGCACGACGCCCUGGAGGAGUCUUUCGCCAAGGCCGAGGCCACCAGGCUCCGGGGGGAUGUUGUAACCCCGCAGCCCGCCAACCUCUUUAGAGAAGUGACCCGUCGGCGGGGCUUCCACGAAUGGCGCGACAGCCUGCGAAGUGACCCGCCGACCAAGGAGACCCGGACCACGGAGACCAUCCUCCCCUGCCUGGAGUGGGCCGGCAUGGGUUGGGGCGGACUUUCGUUCCACCUGACACAGGUGUUCACCGGCCACAGGUGCUUCGGUGAGUACCUGUGUCGCAUCGGGAAGGAGCCGACGACGCAGUGUCACCACUGCGACGAGCCUCGGGGCACCGCGCAGCACACGCUGGAGUUCUGUCCCACGUGGGCAGAAGAGCGCGGUGUCCUGAGGCGAGAAGUAGAAGAAGAUCUCUCCCUGACGGCAGUCGUUAGAGCCAUGGUCGGCAGGGAGGGAGCGUGGACGGCCGUCUCCUCUUUCUGCAGCAGCGGAAGGAAGAGGCGGAGAGAGGAAGGGAGAGGGCGCCGCGAGGCGGCCCCCAUCCGCCGCAGUCGCCGGAGAACGGCGGAAACGGCGGCGGAGAGGAUGAAGGUGUCGGGGGAGGAAUGA